GAAGAAACUACACAGUACAACUCAAAUUCUCAGCGCGUUAGGUAUUAUUUAUAAUAGCUAUUUUGUUUGCCGUUUUUUUUAGAAUAAAGGUCUCUGCCCGUAUUCGAGACGACAAGGACCACUCCGCCAUAAAAAUACAUACAUCAAAUGAAAAACAGAAGAGCAGUCAGGAUGUGACGACAGGAGCCUGUGUUUUUCUGGUGUGUUGUCUAUGUGAGGGCUGUUGUUUCUCUCCGUCUUUGCUGUGAGCAGCCCGGUGUAACCAGAGCACCUGGUCCCGGAGUAAAACCCAGUGCCAAUGACCAUCUCUGACCAUCACUACUCAUUCUCAUGUAGUUAACAGUCGUGUUUAAUAAGGAAUGGAGGUGGUGGACAGCCCUCUCAACCUCGCCCAUCAGCAGUGCAGGAAAGCAGACCGAUUUCUGGCUGCUGGAAAAUAUGAAGAGGCCAUCUCUUGCCAUAGAAAAGCUGCAGAACUGCUGAAAGACGCCAUGAAGCUCACAGAGUGUGAACAGGCUCGGCUGUCUCUGGAGCUCCAGCGAGACAGUCAUGUGAAGCAGCAGCGGUUGAUCGAGGAGAGAUGGAAGCGGGCCAGGCGAGAGGGCAAGCCGCGGAUCCUUCAGGCUGUCCCGUCCUCGGAGCAGUCACUUCACCCCCAGUCCAGUUCCUCCUCUUCCUCUGGCCCAGCUGCCUGUCCUGAUCGUGAGUAUGAUACUUGGCUGUAUCUGCUGAAGAACAAAGGCACUACCCCGGAGCCGUGCGCUGGCAGCAAGGCCCAAAAAGAUGACAAGACACGGCUGGAGGAGCAGCAGACCACCAUCGAGGACCUGCGGCGGCUGGUGGACCGGCUGGUGGGUGAGAAUGAGCGGUUGCAACAGGAUAACGACCGGCUUCGAGCUGAGAACGCCCGGCUGCGCAAGGAACCAUACGCUGAUGCCGACUUCGUAGAGAAGUCGGAGCUAUGGGUGCUGCCGCAGGCGGCCGAGGAUCGCAAGGCCAAGGACAUUUCCAUCCCGCACCUGCCACCGCUGGAGAUGCCGCAGGACAUCCCCCUGGAGGACCUGCCCGCUCUGGAGCUGCCCGAGGACAUCCAGCAAGAGCUGCAGGAGCUGCUGGACGGAGAAAAGCUGUGAGCGCCCGUCCAUACACUUGCCAAAGGGAGAAGAUUAUGCCGUCAAAAGCGACGAGGGAAUUUGAUGAAUUUCUGGCCUUCAGCACAGUGGCAUAGCUCUAGAUGACAUAAAUGCUAACUUUUUUUUUUUCUCGUUCCUUUCUUCAAUGAUGCCCACCUAGGUACUGCAGCUAUUUGAUAACAUGAAACAAACAACAAAAAAAGAACUCAUUUUGCAAGACUUGUGCCUUUUUGAAUAUCUCUAUUGUCUAACGAAAGGGACUGAUGAGAAGAAUAUCUGCUCUAUGGAAGCCAUGAUUGUAAAACUGGCUCUGGGAGCGCUCGACUGAUGCGUUUGGAAAAUAUCAGACUGACCUUCGUCAGUAAGAAACCUGGGCCUCUCAGAGACCCUUUUGUACUGCAAAACUUAUCCUUUUCUCUCCACACAAAAACAGACAGUGAGCACUGUGAACUACAUCCAUAACGUGUGAAUGCGUACGAGAUGAAGUGUGUGUUUAUGUGGCUUCCUGACUUGUGGUGAGAUGUGGUGUUGUGACGACGUGGAUCGUUGUGGAAAAUCGUGAAUGUGCGCCUCCGAUCGUGUCCUGUCAUUUCCAGCGUCAGCCUUUGAAAUAGCUACAGGAUGUCUUUCCAGUAGUUAAGCUUUCACAUCUGUUCUGUUGAGGCCGAUGGCUUGAACUCUGCUACUGUCCAAGAAGCAGAGAGGCCUCGAUGCAGUUAUGCGCUUAGUCAUGCAUUACCCCCGCGUGCAGAUUUUUAAAAAUGGCUGCAUAAGUCAAUAGCUGAGAUGUAAACAAAGUCAUUCAGAGUGGUUUGAUGUGUAUUGGCCCUUUACCACCUUUGAUUUCUUUACAGUGAUGAUAAAAGGACCUGGGGGUUGUAAUAGCCCAAAUGCAAAUAUAGCUUUUGCGAAGUGUCCAGUUUUAAACUGGAUAGUCUGGUUUUAAGGUCGGUAGUCGACUGGACAUUUUCAAGUCAGGUUUCACUCUAAAUAUUUUCAUUCAGGACUAUUUUACCUUACAGCCCCCUGAAGUACCUAAAUAUGUUUUAAGGCAGAAUCUUAUGUCAGAACUAAUGAGAAAUGAUGAGUGUGUUUACAUGCACUUAAUAAUCUAAUAACUGCAGAAAAUCAGAUUUUGUCAGUAAUCCAGGUCUACAUGAGUCAGACAAUAAUUGGAUUUCUGCUUUGCGAACAGCCAAUAAUCUCACGAAGAACACGUGACGUGAACAUAGUGUAAAACUCAAACUAAAACAUUUUUUAAAAACUGCAUCACUUUACCUGAAAAUAUGAAUGUACAUAAUCUAGAAGAUGAAGAAAAAUUAAAUCCCUCAUUUCGUCAAGCAUGUAUUUGGUUUCAGUGUCGCUCCAAAAGUGUUUUGCUGCCGUCUCGUGGCAACGCUGCUUGUUUACUUCCAGUACCGCCAUCUGUUUUCUUUUGCACAUGCACAGACUAAGGAAUCUGAAUGAAAUCCGAGGAAGAGUUUACAUGCGUUGAGAAAUCUGACUACUGAGCUAAAAUCCAGCUCUCUUUAUUGGAUUUCUUAAUCAGAUUUCUACACCUUACUCCGAUCUAAGAAAUCGGAGUAUGCUGUUUGCACGACCAUUUGAAUAAUCAGAUAACUGCAGAAAUCCGAUUAUGAUCGGAUUACUGAGUGCAUGUAAGCAAUUCACAACAAUUACAUCCCAUAACUUCAUGUAAUGCUUUUAGAGGCCUUAACGCUUUAGACUCUGGUUCCUAUCACCACCGUGAACAAUUCUAACUGUGUAAUUUCUCUAGAACAGAAUUUUACACCAGACCACUCUGAAUGACUUUACAGCUUAGCCAUUUAAUUACUCAGAAUAAAAAAAAUAACCUGGUGGAAUUUCCCCCUUAACCAGCUUGAUAAAACCCACUUGUUUCGCCUUAUUAAAAAAAAGCCCUGCAACACAGUAAAAUGGUGUCAUGAUGUCUUUGAACUGUUGUUGUGGUGCUAGGCAACCCAAGACAGCAAAAUGAAAUGCACAACCAGCCACCAUUAUUUUUGCAAGCUCUCCAAGUUACGUGGCUUUAUGAGGUUUUGCAGUAGCAGCACAGAAUUUUAGUCUCAGAUCCAUCAGCACAUCUAAAUGGAAAAACCUAAAGCCUUUCCCAAGUCCCACGUCAGGAUCUUUGUGAACUAUCUCAAGUGUAAGGUUGUGUAAUAUAUUUUUGGUUC
Messenger RNA from Colossoma macropomum (tambaqui), 3328 nucleotides. It is a transcript of the gene nrbf2b, whose product is annotated as nuclear receptor binding factor 2b. Lineage: Eukaryota; Metazoa; Chordata; Actinopteri; Characiformes; Serrasalmidae. Gene Ontology annotation, biological process: autophagy. The transcript is spliced from 4 exons. The record is from RefSeq and is a predicted model, not a curated record. Bases 360 to 1133 code for a protein of 257 amino acids.